Oryza brachyantha (malo sina) is the source of this 1802-nucleotide messenger RNA. Its product is annotated as protein transport protein Sec61 subunit alpha-like. Bases 115 to 1542 code for a protein of 475 amino acids. Gene Ontology annotation, biological process: SRP-dependent cotranslational protein targeting to membrane, translocation; post-translational protein targeting to membrane, translocation. Gene Ontology annotation, molecular function: ribosome binding; transmembrane protein transporter activity; signal sequence receptor activity. Lineage: Eukaryota; Viridiplantae; Streptophyta; Magnoliopsida; Poales; Poaceae. Gene Ontology annotation, cellular component: Sec61 translocon complex; membrane. The transcript is spliced from 7 exons. The record is from RefSeq and is a predicted model, not a curated record.
UCUCUCUGACCCUCUCUCUCUCUCUCUUCGCGUUGGAUCCACCGGCUGCGGUGCGGCGGCGUGCUCCUCGGCGUCGGGUCGUCGUCGUCGUCGGCUUCGCCUACCAAGGAAAAGAUGGCUGGUGGCUUUAGGGUAUUGCAUCUUGUCAGGCCUUUUCUGGCUUUCCUGCCUGAAGUACAGAGUGCUGAUAGGAAAAUACCAUUUAGAGAAAAAGUCAUCUACACUGUUAUUUCCCUCUUCAUUUUCCUGGUGUGCAGCCAGCUCCCACUCUAUGGCAUUCAUUCAACUACUGGAGCAGAUCCUUUCUACUGGAUGCGUGUUAUCCUUGCAUCAAACCGUGGUACUGUUAUGGAGCUGGGUAUCACUCCAAUUGUGACAUCUGGGAUGGUAAUGCAACUUCUAGUGGGAUCAAAGAUCAUUGAAGUUGACAACAGUGUGAGAGAGGAUCGUGCUCUGCUGAAUGGCGCACAAAAAUUGCUUGGUAUCCUGAUUGCUAUUGGGGAAGCUGUGGCAUAUGUCUUGUCUGGAAUGUAUGGCAGUGUUAGCCAGCUUGGAACUGGAAAUGCCAUCCUCAUAAUACUUCAGCUUUUCUUUGCUGGCAUCAUUGUCAUCUGUCUGGAUGAACUUCUCCAGAAAGGUUAUGGUUUGGGUUCUGGCAUUUCUCUCUUUAUUGCUACCAAUAUCUGUGAGAAUAUCAUCUGGAAGGCGUUUAGCCCCACAACUAUCAACAGUGGACGUGGUGCUGAGUUUGAGGGUGCUGUCAUUGCAUUGUUCCAUCUGUUGAUUACUAGAACUGACAAAGUCCGGGCCCUACGCGAGGCUUUUUACCGCCAGAAUCUUCCAAACGUGACCAACUUGCUUGCUACUGUUUUAGUCUUCCUCAUAGUUAUCUACUUCCAAGGAUUCCGUGUUGUGCUGCCAGUGAGAUCCAAGAAUGCCCGUGGUCAACAAGGUUCAUACCCAAUUAAGCUGUUCUACACUUCAAACAUGCCCAUCAUUCUGCAUUCUGCACUGAUUACCAACCUCUAUUUCAUAUCCCAGCUUCUCUACAGGAGGUACAGUGGAAAUUUCCUGGUGAACCUUCUUGGGAAAUGGAAGGAAUCUGAGUACUCUGGCCAUUCUGUUCCUGUUGGUGGUCUUGCUUACUAUGUAACUGCCCCAUCAAGUUUAGCUGAUGUCCUCGCAAAUCCAUUCCAUGCGCUGUUCUAUGUGAUCUUCAUGCUGUCAGCUUGUGCUCUCUUCUCAAAGACAUGGAUCGAAGUAUCUGGUUCAUCAGCAAAGGAUGUUGCUAAACAGCUCAAGGAACAACAAAUGGUGAUGCCAGGCCACCGUGAGUCAAAUUUACAGAAAGAACUAAACAGAUACAUCCCUACUGCUGCUGCAUUUGGUGGAGUCUGCAUUGGUGCAUUGACUGUCCUAGCCGAUUUCAUGGGUGCAAUUGGUUCAGGAACUGGGAUACUGCUUGCCGUUACCAUCAUCUACCAGUAUUUUGAGACAUUUGAGAAAGAAAGGGCUACCGAGCUGGGGUUCUUCGGAUUUUGAUCACCUUGGCUGCAGAACUCCGCUGGGACUUCUUGCAAGUCACAGUGCUGCUUGGCCGGUUGUCAUGUAACUGGAGACUUGGAGUCAGUUUAGGUUGCCGACUUACUUACAAUGAGAAUCUUGUAGCAGAGCCAGCGUUUUGUUCAUGCCAGUAUAUGGAGUCAUGCCCUGCCCCCAAAUACAGCAAUGGCCAUCGUCCAUCUAGUAACUGGAUGUAUUGCGAUCAAAUUUUAGUUUAUUUUAAACUGGAUAGUAUAUUU